AUGGAGGUUGGGACGUUGAUCCGGGUCCCGGACGACCCGCAGGCUGCCCCCGGUCAAGCUGGCGGGUACCAAAUACCUGUGAGUAUCAAGGGGGGUACCUAUCAGGCUUUGGUGGACUCAGGAUGUAACCAAACCUCUGUACAUCAAAGCCUGAUUUUGUCCGGGGCAUUGGAUGCAAGCCGCUUGGUUAAGGUGAGGUGUGUGCACAGGGAUGUGGUGAGAUAUCCGUUAGUGCCCGUCAUUAUUCAAUUUAGGGGUCAAAAGCAUAGUGUGGAGGUGGCAGUUAAUCCACACCUCCGGCAUCCGAUAAUUUUGGGUACGAAUUGGCCUGCAUUUAAUAAAUUAUUGGGGUGCUUAUGCUUGGAUGCCUCUUGGGAGGACGCCAAAAAUUGGGAUAAGUGGUUGGAACCUCUGUUAUUUGCAGUGCGAGAAGUCCCGCAAGCCUCCACGGGGUUUUCCCCCUUCGAGCUUCUUUUUGGACACCAGCCCCGCGGGGUAUUAGACGUCCUAAGAGAGACUUGGGAGGACGGACCAUCUCAGGCCAAAAAUGAAAUUCAGUAUGUGCUGGACUUGAGAACAAAACUCCACACGUUGGGGCGGCUGUCUAUGGAGAAUUUGUUACAAGCCCAGCACAGACAGAGCCAGCUGUAUGACAGAGGAACUAACUUACGCAAAUUUUCACCGGGAGAUAAAGUACUUGUAUUGCUUCCCACUUCAAGCUCGAAAUUACUUGCAAAGUGGCAAGGACCAUUUGUGGUUACACGGCAACUGGGCGAGCUCGAUUAUGAGGUUGUGCGUUCCGAUAGGAGGGGAGCACGUCAGAUUUACCACCUCAAUCUCCUUAAAAAAUGGAAUGAGGCGGAAUCAGUGAUGCUGGCGACGGUGAUUAGCGGAGAGGAUGAUCUCGGGCCAGAGGCGAAUAUCAAAAAACAGUCCCUCGCUCUGGCCCCCGGGGGAGAUCACCUCUCGCCCUCACAGCUCACUGAUUUAUCUAAGUUACAAGCAGAAUUUGCCGACGUGUUUUCUCCCCUACCGGGCCGUACAAACCUCAUUCAGCACCACAUCGAGACAGAGCCGGGCGUGGUGGUUCGCAGCCGGCCGUAUAGAUUGCCUGAACACAAGAAAAACGUAGUUCAGGCAGAAUUAGGGGCUAUGCUUGAAAUGGGAGUAAUAGAAGAGUCCAGCAGUAACUGGGCAAGCCCGAUAGUUUUGGUUCCCAAGACGGACGGCUCAGUUCGGUUCUGUGUGGACUACCGCAAGGUGAACACAGUGUCGAAAUUCGACGCGUAUCCAAUGCCUCGGGUGGACGAGUUGCUUGACCGGCUAGGUACGGCUCGAUUUUAUUCGACACUGGACUUAACGAAAGGGUAUUGGCAGAUCCCCUUGUCGCCAUUAUCCAAAGAAAAGACAGCUUUCACGACGCCGUUUGGAUUGCACCAAUUCGUUACCCUUCCGUUCGGGCUACUGACGAGUCGGACAGAGGGCUGGGUGCUGUCCUGUCCCAGGAGAUAG
Molecule: messenger RNA, 1512 nt
Organism: Megalobrama amblycephala (Wuchang bream)
Lineage: Eukaryota; Metazoa; Chordata; Actinopteri; Cypriniformes; Xenocyprididae
Exons: 2
Coding region: 1-1512 (503 amino acids)
Molecular function (GO): nucleic acid binding
Source: RefSeq, a predicted model, not a curated record